AUGAUCGAAUUCAUCGCCGUCAUCGAUAAGGGCGGCAUGCUCUAUUGGCAUCAUGCGGAAAGCGAUAAACUAUAUGAGGAAUCGAUCAACAAACUUAUCAUGGACGUCCUGGCCCAGGAACGUGCCAACAUCAACCACUUCAAACACAACGACAUGGUGCUCAAAUUCCGGAUGGACAAUGAAUAUGACCUGCUCUUCAUUGUUAUCCACCAUUCCAUCAUACAGCUGGCCUAUGCCGAUAAGCUUUUGGCUGAUAUCAAUGCGAGUUUCUGUCGUAACUACGAAGAAUUCCUCUCCCAUAAAGAAAACAUAUUCCUGAGCGGCCCGGAAGCCUUUGAGGAUUUUACUAAACAAUUCCAAAAACUUUAUAAAUCCAACCGGGAAGAGAGCGAGAAGGAGGCACAAGUCGUGCGCAAGCCAAUGUCAUACCAGGAAUCCUACAAAUCGAAAAAGACCGUGGAAUCGAUGAUCAUUUCGAGGCCUGGCGAAGAAAAGAAGAAGCCGGAACCACCGAAGCCGGCUGCCAAGCAGACACCGACGUCCAGCCCAGAAUCACCUAAGCCAGCGCCGAAACGAUCAGACGAUGAGGACGAAGAUCUACAGCUAAAACGACAAGCAUUUUUGAUGAAGCAGAUGAAACAACCGAAGAAAAAGGAGCCAACAUCGCCACCACAACAGAAAAAGAAGGGAAAAGACCAGCGCGUUUGGGAGUUGGGCGGCAGCGGAAAGGAGGCGGCCGUGCUUGAUUACUCUGCCCCGGCACCGGAAGGCAAGGCGCAGGAGAACCCGGAGGAGCUGCGAUUUUUGGACGAGCAGCGUCAAUACGUCGGCCAUUCCGCUGAAAUCAAGGACUUGGAUUAUUCGGACGACGAGGAGGAGGAUGACGACGUUAUUGAAGAGAAAGUGACGAGCAAGGGCGGAUGGUUGAGCCAGCUGAAGGGGUUGGUCGGCAACAAGAAGCUGACCGCCACCGACAUUGCCCCGGUUAUGGAUAAAAUGCGCGAGAAUUUGAUAAUGAAAAACGUUGCCGCCGAGCCGGCGGAAAAGAUUUGCGACUCGGUGGCCAAUAAACUCGAGGGGAAAGUGCUGGGCACCUUUGCGCGCAUCAACAACGAGGUGAAGGAGGCGAUGCGAGAAUCGCUGACACAUCUGCUCACCCCAAAGCGACGAAUCGACAUUCUGCGCGAUAUCUUGCAGUCGAAGAGCGAGAAGCGCCCAUAUGUUGUUGUUUUUUGCGGAGUGAACGGCGUUGGAAAGAGCACGAACUUGGCCAAGAUCACCUUCUGGUUGAAUGAGAAUGGGCAUAAAGUGUUGAUCGCUGCUGGAGAUACAUUCAGGGCUGGUGCCGUGGAGCAACUUCGAACACACACCAAGCAUUUGAACGCCCUUCAUCCUAACAGUGUCAAGUUGUACGAGCAAGGAUACGGCAAAGAUCCAGCGGGCCUGGCCGCCGCGGCCGUGGAAAUUGCGAAAGAAGCGGCGAUGGACGUGGUUUUGGUGGACACCGCCGGUCGAAUGCAAGAUAACGAUGGACUGAUGAGGGCGCUGGCAAAACUAAUCCACGUCAACAAGCCGGACUUGACGCUAUUCGUCGGCGAGGCGCUCGUCGGAAAUGAGGCCGUCGACCAGCUAGUCAAGUUCAAUCAGGCCCUGGCCAACCACACGCCGCCCGGUGAGCAGCCACGACUCAUCGACGGAAUGGUGCUGACGAAAUUUGAUACGAUCGACGAUAAGGUGGGCGCCGCCGUGUCGAUGACCUACAUCACCGGGCAACCGAUCAUCUUUGUCGGCUGCGGGCAAACCUAUCGCGACCUGCGCUCCCUGAACGUCUCGAGCGUGGUGGCCGCGCUGUUGAAA
Molecule: messenger RNA, 1857 nt
Organism: Mesorhabditis spiculigera
Lineage: Eukaryota; Metazoa; Nematoda; Chromadorea; Rhabditida; Rhabditidae
Source: the annotation of a GenBank genome assembly